GUGGUUCCGGGGCUGGGGUUGGUAAGGUCGGGCCAUGGUGGGGCAGAGGUUGGGAAGAUGGCGUUGCGAGGUUGGGCACAGCGAGGCUGGGGCUGCGGUCAGGCUUGGGCGCCUCCCGUGGGCGGCGGCUGCCCGGAGCUCUCUGCGGCCCAGGCCCCGCGGCUGCUCGGACGCAGGUAUAACUUCCUUCUUCAGCAAAAAUGUGGAUUUAGAAAAGCACCAAGAAAGGUUGAACCUCGAAGAUCAGACACGGGGUCAAGUGGGGAAGCAUAUAAGAGAAGCGCCUUGAUCCCGCCUCUGGAAGAGACAGUCUUUUACCCUUCGCCCUACCCGAUACGGACUCUCGUGAAGCCCUUUUUCUUCACUGUUGGGUUCACAGGUUGUGCAUUUGGAUCAGCUGCUAUUUGGCAAUAUGAAUCAUUGAAAUCCAGGGUCCAGAGUUAUUUUGAUGGUAUAAAAGCUGACUGGUUGGAUAGCAUACGACCGCAAAAGGAAGGAGACCUCAGAAAGGAGAUUAACAAGUGGUGGAAUAGCCUAAGUGAUGGCCAGCGGACUGUGACAGGUAUCAUAGCUGCAAAUGCUCUAGUAUUCUGCCUAUGGAGGGUCCCAUCGCUGCAUCGAACCAUGAUCAGAUAUUUUACAUCCAACCCAGCAUCAAAGGUUCUUUGUUCUCCAAUGUUGCUGUCAACGUUCAGUCAUUUCUCCUUAUUCCACAUGGCAGCAAAUAUGUAUGUUUUAUGGAGUUUCUCAUCUAGCAUCGUGAACAUUCUGGGUCAAGAGCAGUUUGUGGCAGUGUACCUGUCUGCAGGUGUCAUUUCCAAUUUUGUCAGUUAUGUGUGUAAAGUUGCCACAGGAAGAUACGGACCUUCACUGGGUGCAUCAGGAGCAAUCAUGACUGUGCUUGCAGCAGUCUGCACCAAGAUCCCAGAAGGAAGGCUCGCCAUCAUCUUCCUCCCGGUCUUCACCUUCACAGCAGGCAAUGCCUUAAAAGCCAUCAUUGCCAUGGAUACAGCUGGGAUGAUCCUGGGAUGGAAAUUCUUUGAUCAUGCAGCACAUCUUGGGGGAGCUCUCUUUGGAAUAUGGUAUAUCACUUAUGGUCAUGAACUCAUUUGGAAGAACAGGGAGCCUCUAGUGAAAAUCUGGCAUGAAAUAAGGACUAAUGGCCCCAAAAAAGGAGGUGGCUCUAAGUGAUGCAAAACUGGCCAGUAUGGUACAUCUGCUCCUUGCUGCCUGGAAGACUCAGCAUCCGGCCACCCCAGUGUUUUAAAUGUUCUCAGUACAUGUCUCAUUAGCAAAUUAUGGCAAAGUUAUGAAAUAAAUGUUUAUAUCUCUAGUUUGUAAA
This is a messenger RNA of Arvicola amphibius (Eurasian water vole), 1342 nucleotides long. RefSeq names its product presenilin associated rhomboid like (gene Parl). Lineage: Eukaryota; Metazoa; Chordata; Mammalia; Rodentia; Cricetidae. Gene Ontology annotation, molecular function: serine-type endopeptidase activity. Bases 58 to 1191 code for a protein of 377 amino acids. The transcript is spliced from 10 exons. Gene Ontology annotation, cellular component: membrane. The record is from RefSeq and is a predicted model, not a curated record.